This is a messenger RNA of Cuscuta campestris, 1680 nucleotides long. The record is from the annotation of a GenBank genome assembly. NCBI's taxonomy places the organism in Eukaryota, Viridiplantae, Streptophyta, Magnoliopsida, Solanales, Convolvulaceae.
AACCAGUGACACCCCCCCCCCCCUCACACGUGCAUGAGGCCCUCCCGGUGGUGGCGCUCUAGCUGAGCGAGCUUUCAUGAAUUAACUAAUCUCGCCGGAGAGGGGGCCCUCAAAGAAAAAGUGGGCAGAGGCAAACAGCUUGGAUGAGGUGAAACAACAACAUCACUGCCGUCGGCCGGAAGGUGCAGGCGUUUUGGAGGCAGCCCGGCAUCUGGCGGCGGAGGAACCUUAUUAACAGCAUGCCGUGGGGUUUUCUUGGAUUUUUUCUUAGCCUUAUUCGACUUGGUGUUAUAAUUACUGUUAGUGGUGGUGGUGGUGGUAGUAGGUGGCGGGCAUGAAAGAGUCCGAGUUUGGGGGUUGAGGGUAGGCAGAGGAAGAAGCGGCGGCUGCCGAUUAUAAUGGAAUGAGAAAUUGUGACCGGGGUGAGGUGGAAGAGAGCGGUGGUUUAUAAGAGGUGCCGAUGGCGGAGACUGGAAUAUGGGCGGCGGCGGCGGCGUCAUAUCUUUGGAGGAGCUGCUCCUAGUUAAAUACUGAUCGGUGGAAGUGGAAGGACUAGAAGCUAUGGGCGGAGUUUUGACGAAUAUUAAAGAAGGAAUUAAAAGAAUUUGGGGGGCUCGUCUUGUUUCGAAAAAAUGGAAGAUUUUCUGUAAGUCUAAAGGUAGAAAAGAAAUAGUUUUUGCAAAAGAUAUCCACAUUAGAUGGAAUAGUACAUACAAAUUGAUUCAUCAGAUUCUAAAAUAUAAAGAGGAACUUGCUGAAUUUUUUAGUGAUGAACUUCGUAUAAUCAUUGAUCCUUUUGAAUUUGUACUUGUUGAAAAAUUGAAUGCCGUAUUAGAAGUUUUUAAUAACGCAACUCUUACUUUUUCUCAUGUUUACCAACCAACUACAAAUACAUUUUUAAAAGAGUGCGUUACAAUCGCAACAUGUUUUCGUGAAAGUAAGGCUGAUCCAGAUUUGUACCCAUAUGUCUCUCCUAUGAUACAAAAAUGGUGUUCUUAUUAUUUGUACAUUCCUGAUAUUUAUAANUAUCAAGGGUUAUACGGCACUGUACAAGAAGAAACAGCACCACCUCCACCCCGAAAUCAAAAAAAGGUUUUGCCGGAAUAGUCGGUGGGCUUCUUGCAAAGAAAGGGAAGCGUGCUCAUUCUUCGACGAGUUCAAGUGGUACAACAGUAAGCUCGCACAACGAACUUGCUAUGUACCAGGGUGUGCCAUGCGAUUACGAUGAAGACGAAGUGGAUUUUGACGUGCUCGGAUGGUGGAAGCGGAACGAACACAUGUUCUCAUGUCUCGGCAUGCUAGCAAGACAAGUGUUAUCCGUUCCGGUAUCAACCGUAGCAGUUGAACGAGAAUUCAGUGCUGGCGGCAACAUUCUAACCGACUUUCAAAGUUGUCUUAGCGCUGAAUCUCUUGAAACACUUGUUUGCAACCAAGAUUGGCUCUUGGCAAGACGUCGAGCUCAAGAGUCAACGUACCAACUCGAAUCGGAGCAUUACAUGAAUGCAACAACAGAUGGAAGUCCGAGUUCUGAAGAAUAAGUUAUAAUUUUUUUUGUUAAUGUAAAUAUGUAAUUAGUUUUUUUUAGCUGAGCGAUAUAUAAGCUCCUUCGAGGGUUUCUUUACGGUUCUUUACCUCGUCGCUUUUUUUGAACCGUCAGGAUAUUAAAUGUGGUUGUUCUUC